This is a messenger RNA of Sapajus apella (tufted capuchin), 16301 nucleotides long. RefSeq names its product chromosome unknown C4orf50 homolog (gene CUNH4orf50). Bases 1485 to 5993 code for a protein of 1502 amino acids. The record is from RefSeq and is a predicted model, not a curated record. The transcript has 17 exons. NCBI's taxonomy places the organism in Eukaryota, Metazoa, Chordata, Mammalia, Primates, Cebidae.
CAAACUUCUGCACAAGAAGACAUUUGGAAUUAGAAUAGACAGAGUGAAGUAGAGGACUGAAUGUGAUGAGGAGGCUGGCUGUGUCUGCGUGGGAAGAGCCGGAUAAGGCCAGGCUGGGCCGUCCUCAGCUGGCUGUAGGUGGACUGGCUCAGGCCCUGCUCGUUGGGUGGAAGAAGCGGUUCUGUGAUCUCCAGUGAGAUGGACCUUUGGACAAAAGGGAAAUGACUGAAUUUUAGGCAGUUGAGGGAACUCAUGGGGUGAGGGAGACAGAGGAGCUGGAAGUUCUCAGAAGGCCAGAUCCACAGAUGGAGGACACAGUGCCCCGGUCAGAAUGGGCCCUGCCAGCUGGGGAGAGCUGUUCACACCACAUCCUGGGAUCCCAACCCUCCCCACACCACAUCCCAGGAUCCGGCCAGCGGGGAGGGCUGCUCACACCACCUCCCACGAUCUGGGCUCUAAGCGAACAUGCACCAGGACGGACCAGCAUCGUCCAUUCUCUUUUGAAAUCAAAACCCCAAAGCACCUGCUAGCUCAGCCUCCAUGACUUACCAACACGUGGUGAUGAAAUAUGAACAAACUGAUGUCGUUAGUUGAAGGCACAGGCAUCCUAGCAGCCCAGGCGGCAAUGGGAGUGUGGGAUCACACAGUGAGUGACAACAAAGGCACGCCUUCCCUUUCCGGCUGGAAAGCACUGGAAGCAUUGCUGUGCUAACUUCCGCGGGCAGAAGUCUGGGGGUGCCUAGGGGUCUCUGGAAUGUCGGUCCAGCACCCCUGCAGCCACUGCAGGAGUGCGGUCCUCACGCCUGCCUGUCCUCGUCCUUCAGCGGGUUAAGGGCAAUGUCUGCGUCUGCUGGGCUCCCCCAUCAGAUCAUGAGACAGAAAUGGCCUUGGCUUUGAAGUCAGACCCAUUUGGCCCUGCCAGCCUGGCCUCUUCCUGCUACAGACACUGGCACUAUCCUUGUCGCUCUGAGGAAUGGUAGCGAUAAUUCCCCUGCGAGGCCUUGGGAGGGGUCUGAGCUGGACGGUUAGCCCCGCAGGCUCCCGCAGGCCACCGUGGCUCCUGGUGGGAGACACAGCCUCUGCUGUUCUCGCUUUGGGAGUUGUCCUCAGAGGAAUCCAUACAGCCGGCCAGGGGCCAGGACCUGUUCUCUUUGGCGCCCUGGGAGGCGGCGCAGGAGGAGGCAUGAGGCUCACACGGGCAGGCAUUUCAUCUCAAGUGAUUUUUCUGCAACGUUUUCUCGCUUUGUGUGAGUUCUGGCAUGCUGACUUGUAAAAUGAGAGACUUUCAUGCAUAUUGUAUGAUGCUUGUGCAGAUGAAACCCAAGUCACCCACUCAUGAAUAAUCCAACUGUUCUUACCCUUCUCAAAGGAUAUUUUCCUGAACAAUCCGAAGUCACAACCACCACCUUGAAAUCUCCAGGAAGCCAAUGUUGCAAACUCACUUAAUUUUAUUAUUAAGACUUGCCCCAUGAAAUGUUUGUGAGAUGGAGCCAGCAGCUAAGAGACGGACUGAGAAAAGUUUCAGCUACGUCAUCAGAGCCCCCAGCAGCGAGGGGUUCGACGUAAUGAACGUUGAUGUGAAGAUUGACACAUCCUGGGUAUUCCCGGACAUGGAACAUAGUGCUGAGGAGCGGGAAUGUCUUCCGGAAGAAGCAUCUGGUCGCCCAGAUGGGGAUACGGGGGCGAUCAGGAGGCAGCUAGAGUCCUCCGAGCAGAAGCUGUUAGCAGCGGUGAACAAGUAUGUGACGUCGGAGUCCGGGCUGAGAAGCAGAAUUCGGGAGCUGGAGCUGUCAGAGAGGAAACUCCUCCGGAAGGUGGACCAGCUGAGUGCCCACGUGGCCCAGGAGAGAAGCGCCUGGCUCGAGGCCCAGGAGAAGCUGGCGGCACUGCAGGGGGAGCUGGCCGGCCGGGUCCGGGAGAAAGAGAGCUUGGCCAGGCGGCAGCGGUGGCGGCUGCGGCGGUUGCGGGAGCGGCUGCGGCGCAAGGACGAGGCACUGGGGCAGCAGGUGGCGGCCCUGGAGCGCUGCCGGCGGACCGAGCGGCGCCAGCUGGGCCUGGUGCGCGAGCAGGAGCGCGUUCUGCGGGCGCAGGUGCAGAGGCUGGAGCACGACGUGCGGCGCCUCUGCCGCGCCGCGGGCCUCCUGUUGGCCCAGUGGGACACAGCGGCCCCGGGCCCCCAGGGCGCCCUGGAGGCGGCUGCGGAGCUGCGCGCCCUGCAGGCGAGGGCCGAGCGCAGCGAGCGCGAGCGGGAGGAGGCGGCGCGCAGGCUGCGGGAGCAGCGAGCCACCGAGCGCCGGCUCCGCGGGCAGCUGGAGGAGCUGCGCUGCUGCAUCUACGGACUGAAGCUGUCGGAGAUUGGCCUGCAGGGCCAGGUGGAGGACCUCGCCCAGCAGAACCAGUGCCUGCGAGAGGAGUUGGGAGCCCAGGUCCCUGCUGGUCACUGCAGCCUGGACGCCCUGGGCUGUGUUCAGGGUGACUCACUGCCCCUGCCCGGGGAGGAGGCCCUGGACCUCUGCAGAAGCCAAGGCCAGCGGAGCUCCCUGCGGUCCGAUGAUGCUGGACAAAGGGCCUCAGCAGGCCAAUUUCCCCCUGAAGGGUCCAGUGCCUGGAGCUGCUUUGGGCCUGGACAGGCCUCUUCUGUUUUGGCUCCAGGCCCGGAGACCUCAAGCGAGCUCCCAGGAGACCUGGCAGGAUUCGUCCGUGAUCAGCUUACUCUGGCAGAGCCCAGCUUGGAUGGACAGAUUCUUCUCCUGGCCUGUGGCUGCCCCCCAAGGGAGUGCUUGGACGAGUCACUCCUCCCCAUGGACCUGGCCCGGAUUUCAGAGAAUCUAGCAGCUGACCCGGCCCCAGAGGCCUUCUUCCUGGUGCAGACGUCUACAUGCCCUCUCUGGGGGCCGGCUGGGGACUCAGCUUCUUGGCCACUCCAGGAGGUUCCCCUCGAGGGACUACAAACCCAAGAUGCGUUGGUCACUGUGUCCCCACCUCCUCCCAAAGCCACAGGACACCCUGGCUGGGAUUGUCACCAGGCAAGAGGCCAUGGUGCCUCCCUCUUCCAUGAGGCCCCCCAAAUUUCAAAUCACCGAUUUCCCAAAAAAGACCCUAAAGUUCUGAAAGACACUUGGAACAACGGAGGAGGAAGUCUGGGGAGAAGAACCAAGGAGGGGGAGGCAAGGGGGACUUUGGGCUGGAAGGGGAAAAACUUCGGUGACAAGCACCAGCCAAGUCAGGAAAGCCGUCAGAACCUGAGCUUGGAGAACCAGGCUGGAGCCACAGAGGGCAUGCAGGACCAGAACGGGGCUUCCAAGAACAAGGCCACCACCUGCUGGCCUGAGCCCUGGCAGGAGUUUCUGAUGCCUCUUCUACAGGGGGAGGCCUCAGUGUCAAAGGAAGGACCUGAAUCCCUGAGCAGGAGAGGAAGAGUGGAAGGAUAUGUCUGGGGUCUUGGAGGAGGACUGUCAUCAGAGAAGGAAGAGACGGCACCCCCAGCCACCUUCUCCAGCGCUUACGAGACCAAAGAGCCGAGGCCAACAGACAGUCAGCCCCCGGCAGGGAGAGGCAGAGGUCUCGGGAGGACAGCUAGGGCCAAGGAGGAAAGCCAGGUGUGGCUUGGAAAUGCUCAGAUUCUGCAAGGAGAAAGCCUGGAGGACGAAGGGGGGCUAGAGGAGGAGGACGAGGUCCCGCAUCAAGAAGCGUCCAGUCCGGGGUACAGGGGUGCCCCCGAGGAACCUGACUCCCAGGGACACGAGAGCAAGGAAAUGCUUUUCUUUGUGGGAGAGACAGGUUUGCCGCUGUUUCCCAGAUUUGCCUUAUCAGCUGACGGGGGUGAACCCACUGGUCAUGGUCAACCACAAGCUGUGAGCAAAGUACACGACAGGUGUGCACUCACAAUCGAUGAGCUGGCACAGGAGGUGGAGGCUUGUUUCCAGCAGCUGUCCACACUGCAGCCGGGUGGUGGGGGCUGGCAGCGCUCAGCCUCUGUGUGCGGGGGAGGGAACUGGAGCUUCGCUCAGAAGUGGCACAUUGGUGGGGAGAGAGCUUGCUCUCAGCAGGUUUGGGGAAACCAGGGUAUUUGUUCUGAUGAAGAAGCAAAGUCAAAAGUGAGUGGUGAAGGGGAUAAGCUGGAAAAGACCAUGGCUCUGGGCACCAGCGAAGUUCCCGGUGACCCAGGGACACUGCCUGAUUGGGAUGAAGCCAGCCCGGACCCUCCAGGGGAGCCCGCUGAGCCCUCGGGUGCCCUCAAGAGAGUGAAGAGCAGGUUUCAUCAGCUCAUUUCUAGACUGAAGAAAGAGAGAAGCCAGAUUUUACAUGACAAUGCCAAACUUCACGGAGACCAAGAGAGGUGCCAUAAAAGAGUGUGCACCCUUGAAAGAGAGAGAGAGGUGACAAAAAUAUCCAGGCUGGAGCAGGAGAACCAGGCGCUGGGAGGGGACAUCUCUCAGUUAAGGAAAGAACUGGACCAAUAUUUACAAGUCAUCUCCGACCUGGAAGACUGCAACGGGAAGAGUUACAGCAAAAUUUUGGAGCUUGAAGAGGAAAAUGAAAAACUGAAAGGGAAUCUGGGCCAGCUCCAGAAGGCCAUGUCGGAGAGCAUUCGGAAAUCCAAAGGCACGGUGGAGCAAGUCGCCCUGGAGAACUGGGAGCUGCGGGUGCUGAUCUCAGAGCUCAGUGUCAGUUACAAAGAGCUGAUCAAGGAUGUGGUGCUGGGCAUAGAAGACAUGAUCUGGGCCUUCAGGGGGGAGAACGAACACCUUUUACACAGAGUCCACGUCCUGGAGAGGGAUGUCACCUUGCAGAGGAGCAUGGAUCAGGGGCAUUCGAUGAGGGGAAGGCAGCACCUUCAGGGAAAAGCCAGGAUGCAUGCUGUGGACAAAGAGGUGCAGGUGACUCCAUGCACAGGGCAGCUGCUUCCAAGAGCCUGUGGGCCACCCUUGGAGAAGGAAACGAGCCUGGCUGCAGGGCAGACAGGACCCUCCGCAGGUGCUGGGAAUUCCAGACACAGUGCUGAUUCUCCUUCUCCAUCAGUGGUCUGGAACAACGCUGACGUAGCCAACACCCUGCAAGGAAAUGUCGGUGGAGCCGGAGUGAAAGAAGCACGUUUGGAGAAAGAGAAGAGGCCCUGGUGUUCUGUGGCUCAGGGGCAAGCUCUGAGGUCCCAGAGCAACGGCCCAGAGCUCCAGGACUCAGAGGCUGAAGGUACUGAGGAGGGUCACAGGCUGCGUGCCCAGCAGCUCCAUCACCGGGUACUGACCUUACAGUGCCAGCUCAGGGACCUGGGCGCCACCCACCAGGCAUCUCGGGACGAGGCCACCCGUCUCCAGGAGGAGCUCCAGGCCAAGCUUGAAGAACUUCAGCGAAAACAACAUGAAGCACAGUUGGCGGUGACUCCCCUGAAGGCCAAGGUAGCUUCCCUGGUCCGUAAGUGCCGGGAGAGGAACCGCCUGAUCACCCGCCUGCUGCAGGAGCUGCACAGACACGGGCCGGUGGACCUUCUGCUCUCCGAGCUGGCGCAGAAAAUGCUCGGCGACGUGGCACUGGCUGAGUACGUGGCCGCCUUCCUGGAUCCCGGAGUCCCAGAGACAAGCCACCACCUGGACGUCAAGUCUGAGAUGACAGCAGCUCUAAGAGCUCGGACAUACCUCUUGAAUCCUGAAAUGGACAGUGUCCACCAAAGCCCAUUGUCUUCAGAGUCCUGGCCUGUUCCCGAGCCUGAGUGGCCAGCACAGACAGCCCAACUGGAUUCUCGGAAGCUCUUUCUGUCCUCGGGAUCCACGCUUGAUCCUGGAACGUGCCUGGCUAUGGUCACCGAGGAAUCAGGACUCCCCGCACAACGUCUGCAAGAAAAAAGGGGAAUGCCCCGUCCUGCCCUCCACGCCGCUAACGCCCCAGCACCCUCCGAGCUCCUGAGCCCAGCGAGGAUCCUGGCUUUUCACCAAGAGCUUAGACAAAGCAUUUGCAGCAAUUCCCAGGUCCAUAAAUCACCACUGGAGUUCUAACUGUAAUAGGACCACUCGUUCUCCGGAGCCAUUUCAUAGACUCCAUAAAUAUUUGAAGCAGAACCUUCAGAGAGUGCUUUAAGAAAUUGGUAGCAAUCAAAGCCCUCAUUUAGUGGCAAGUGGUUUUGCCUUCGGCUUAGGGAUUUGUGUUCAUUGUCAGAGCUUGAGAGCAAUGCUGGAGGGUGCCUGGCACCUUCUGAGGGGCGUGGCUUCGGCGAUGUCAAGGAGCGCAGGAAAUACUUACUGCACCGGAACCUAUCGAAUGAGUGGUCCGGAGGUUCUCAACUGGGUGCAGCUUUAGCCCCCCAGGGAAAAUCUGGCCUUGCCUGGAGACACUUUUGGUCAUCACAGCUGGGACACUUCUGCUGGCAUCUGGUGGGUAGAGGCCGGGGAAGCUACCAAACAUCCUACAACACCCCAGCCAGCCUCCUAUGGCAAAGAUUGACAGUCCCAGUGCCGCCAAUGCUGGGAUGGUGAGCCCGGGACGGAUCUCACAGCUGCGAACACGAUCGGCCAUGGAGAAUUGUUUUGUUAUUUUUCUGCCCCCAGGCUCCCUCCCGUGUUCUAAGGGAUUUUCGUCUAUUAAAUGAAGCACCUAACUUAAGUCAUUAUACAUUUUACAUUUAAAAACAUUAAAACUGACCAGAACUUUCUAGUCAGUCCAUUCACUCCAAAAACAUCUGUUGAUACCCACUCUGUGCCAGGCAGUGUGGCAUGAAGGGGAAAGAGAUGCGUCGGUGUUGAUCCCGGCGCCGGGGACCUCACAGGACAGUGGGAGAGACUCCUAUCCGUCAUUUAUUUAUUCGAUCUGCAUUUAGUGACGGCCGUGUACAUCUGGUUAGAUGCUGCUGGUCAACAAGCAAAGAUGAUGCUGUCCACUUAGGCUUUCAGGGACCCCCUGGAGACCCUGUGGCCCCGUUACCACCCCUCAGGGAGUCCCAAGACUGGAAAGCACCACAGUGAUCCCUCUGCCGGUUCGACCACCCCAGCGCCUCGCUGUAAUUUCCAAGCCGGAAGUGACCUGCAGCGCUGGUUUAGUGAUCUGCCUUCUGCCUCCCUCUGUAUGUUGGGACAACAUCAUUAGCUUUGAGCAUCAGGAACAUGAUGGAGAGGGGACAGAAAGCCAGUGCAGUCGAGGACAGCCAGCUGAGCCCUUGCCGAGUCGGCGAGAUGCAGCUUGGUGCCACCACACUUGGUCUCCAGGACUGCCGGGAGCUCAGACGUUGGGCAUCUUGUCACUUCAUGCGCCCCCCGUGCACUCAUGUGCUGGGCCUGGGCAAAAAGGCAACCCAGGAAAUCCAUUAAAGCAAGCCAAGACGAUCUUCACAGCUUAACCCAACGAUUCCCUAAUAAAUCAUGUUUCCGAGACAGAAGCCAGUUAUUCUUCCGGGCCGUGAAUCCCGUCUGGGACUAGCACUUUGAGUCAGCUCCAGCUUUGUGCCCUGGCUCCCUGGGCACUUCUGCAGUGCAGCAUGGCGGACUCCUGCCUUCCCCUGGCCUGGUCUGUAGACCCCAGCCCUUGGAAGGGUACACGGACGCUCCCUGCACCCAUCAGAUGCCCUGGGGCAGACCUGCUCUGGUGACCCAGCGGAUUCAGGCAAGAACUUGGCACACAGGAGCUGGUCUCCGGCUGCCCCACGGGCAGGGAAUGACUCUACCAGUGACCCCGAGGCCUCUGGAGACCAGCCAGACAUCCAGCCUGGGUCUGCAGCAGAAAACGAUUUGUCACAGGACUGUCAGCAAACAACAAUGGUUGACUUCCCUGGCGGCGGAGCCCUAAACCCUGCGAGCCUCCUCCUUGUGCCUCCCCUUGGCUGAGCCCAGCUGGAAGCCAGAGGCCAAGGGAGCCAGGGAUGUCAUCCUUGGGGUCAGCAUGCUGGGGCCAGAGAAUGGAUGAAACUGGGGCCAAGAGGGCAGAGCCACAGCCAGAAGGACAGCCAAGUGUCAGAAAACACUGGGGGCAGAUGCACCGGCCCCAGGUCCCACCCAGCCCAGGGCCCAGCCUGCUAGCUGGUCGAGAAAAAUGCGAGUUUCCUUCAAAUGGCGAACAGAAGCAACUGAGAAGGCAGCAAGGCGGUUGAUGGUAAGGAGGCAGGAGCCGGGGCGAGUCUGAUUUGCACCUCCUUGGGCAGGCCCCACCCUUCCGGCCUCUGUUCCCUCCUUGCCAGGCUGAAGGCCUUGGAAGAGAUCCCACCUCCCAGACUACACAGGGCCCCAUGACUCAUUUUGCUUGUUACAUUCCAUGUGGGUCUCCCAUCUGCAGAUGCCAGGCUCACAUUCAGGAGGCAUGUUUGUGAACGAAAUGGGAGGUUUGCCCUCUCCAGGCACUGGCACUCUCACCAGGCCACUUAAAUGCAGGAGAAGACACAGGAAAAUGAAACCCUCAUGGGAAACCACAGCUUCUCCAUACCCGUCCCUGUCAGCGCAUUGAUCUGCCGGCUGGUUUCCAUAAGCACUUGGUCAGAGGAAACAAAAGUCUUACAUCAUUUGCUCCACAAACUCCUGUGGUGACUGGAACCCAGCUGCUGCUGUCUGAGAAAGGAAGACAGCACAGAAGCAAACACAGCAAGCUGGAAAAUAUUUACAUCCUUCUCAACGGACAGAGAAGAGGUGGCCCACCAUGGUUCACGAUCCUUUCCAGAGAGCCAGAUUAUAAGCCAAGCAACCAUCUUCCUGUCUCAGGUCACUAAUGGGGAAUAUUUCUACUCUGUAUGAUGCCAAGCAGGGAACCCAAGAGAUGGCUGCUGACCGUAAGAAGCCCACAUUUAUUGGCAUGGGUGAGUGGCAGGAAGCUGGGUCUGGAGACCCAAGGACCCAAGGACCUGUUGGCUCUGCUGCUCCGACGCUGGGUCACUGUGCACAAAUAACUCACCUUCUUCCAACGUCCUCUUCAUCUGUUUGAGGGUCCUAUGCCUACUUGACAGUUUUGACAACCAAGUGAGCUAAUGGCUGGGAAAGUGCCUGAAUACCAUAAGAUUCUCCCCAAACGUUGGGGGCCUUGCUGUGUUUGUGAAAUGCAGUUCCUUCGUCUUAGGGACUUCACUAACGGUUGUUCAGGAGCACACUCUUGCCGUAAAGACGCAUGGAUUUACCAUUCUGCAUAGCUUCUAUCCAAGAUGGCUGAUGAGGGGAUGGUAGGAUCAGGGUUUUAAAAAAUAAUUGAAGUGGUUAUUUUGAUAUUAUAGAACUCCUGCAGAUGCUUGGGCUAAGAUGGAGUUCUCAACUUGCACGAAAAGUUGCAUGCAAGUGAACUCUUUCCUAAGGAGAAGGAGCAUGGAUUUCAUCUGAUUUGCAAAUAAGACUGGUAGACAAACACCCGAGCAGCCAAGCUCCCUUAGUCUAGGCAAAAAGGGCUCUCUCAGGAAACCCAGAGACCAACUCUGCCUCCAACUUGCUGGUGACCUUAAGGCUGCCCCUUGGCUUCUAUCUGCCUCGGCUCCUUAUCUGUAAAAUGGGUGUAGCACAGCCUUCCAGUUGCUGAGCUCCUACUGAGACACCGGCUCUGGCCAGGCAGGAAGCUUCCAGACCCAGCCUCCUUGCUUCCAGAGUAAGUGAAGAGCUCUUCUUCUCUCAAACAUAUCACUUCAGGCAACUUGUGUCCAGGAGUUGUACCCAACUGACCACAGCACCCCAAAGUGCCCAGGCAUGCAGCCUCAUUUCAGCUCCUUUUGCUGGACAGUUAAUGAGCAUCACAGCCCACUUGCUGUGCUUGGACCCAGGAGAGUCUGCUUCCUGUGACACCAUUUCCCUGUAAACUGCAGGGCUGUGAGGCCCGCUUACACUGACAGCCAGGGGCCUGGCAGGGACCUGUGAAAUCUCAGUACCACCCAGGAAGAUGCAGUGAAAAGCCAGCUGCUGCACGGGGAAACCUCAGUGAGCCGCAUGUUUUCCUGCCCCGGAUGCUGUGAGACAGCGAGUGGUGGCCGGAAGUCAGGCCUGGCGAAUGGAGUUGGCCGCGGGUGUCUCAGAUCUCCGCAGAUCCUGGGGCAGUGGUCGGUGCUGGGUGAGCAAUAGUCAGGCCCCACACCACGUUACAGACCUUAGAGAAUUUCCAGUCCACAGCGGGUACUGGCGGCCCUUGGGCCAGAUUCGGCCCACAAAUGUAUCACAUUUGGCUUACAUUUUAUGUUUUUCUAAUUGUGAAUGCACUUCGUGCCAGUGAGCUGGAUACUUAAAAAUGGUUAAGAAGGUAUGUUUCUCUAAAACCCUAAAACGUAUCUUCUUAACCAUUUUUAAGUAUUGGUUCAGUGGCUCGGAGUGCAUUCACACUGAUGUGCAGCCAUCACCUUCAUCCAUCUCCAGAACCUUCCAUCUUGCAAAACUGGAACCACUAUAUUCAUGAAACACUCAUUCCCCACUCCCCUGUCCUACAGCCGCGGGCACCCACCCUUCUACUUUCUGCCUCUGUGAAUCUGAACACUCUAGGACCUCGUAUGAGUGGAAUCAUACAGUCAGUCAUCUGACUGGUUUAUUUCACUUAGCACAAUGUUUUCGAGGUUCACGUGGCAGCAUGUGUCAGAGUUUCUGUCCUUUUUAUGGCUGAAUAAUAUUCCAGUGUGCAGAUGGACCACAUUUUGUUUAUUAUCCACGCACUGAUGGACCUUUGGGUGGCUUCUACCUUUUUGGCUAUUGUGAGCAUUACUCCUACAAACACAGGUGUACAAAUAUAUUCCUAUGUUGCAUUUUUUAAUAUUGGAGUUAGCAAGUGGUAUUUAAAAACCAAGAGAUUUCAUACACAAAUCUGGAUUUCCGGCUUCUCUUAGAAACUCAGUGUAUCUGACAGCAUGGGGCCUCUAUCUUCCUGGCCGCAGUGAGAGGUGAAUGAAGCCAGCUCACUCCCUCCCCUACUGAGAGGCACCCCUGCCAGUGGACCACAGGGCCCCGACUCCUUUCCCUCCACUCACUGCAAAACCUGCCUGGGUUCCACAGUCUGUGGCUUAGUGACACCUCAUCCACUCAACACCCUCACAUUAUGGACAAAAAUGCGGAGGCCCAGGGAGGAAGGGUGGCUGGGGCUCGAGGUCUCACAGGCCAGAAAGCGCUACAACAGCUGAAAUGCAGGAAGGGCCUGCAACUGGGCAUUGCAAAGCCUUGGUUCUACUUCCAGCUCUGCCACCUGCCUUUCCCAGGGACUGGGACAAAGCCCUUCAACUUUCUGAACCUAAAUUUCCUCUUUGGAUGAAAAUGGGAGAAAUGACACCUUCUUUUGCAGCCUCAUGACGUACUGUGAAGACAGAAGGAGAUGAUGAGCAGUCGCUGUUGAAUAAAGUUGAGAUGGAAAGGGGCGUUACUAAAAGCACAGGUCAUGUCAGGCAACCUGGCAUCUGGGGGUCUGUUUCCUCAUCCGUAAGACAGGAAAGGGGGCCACACCUUUCCCCACAGGGCGAUUCCUAGGAUCAACUGAGGCAGAGAAGGAAAAGCAUCCAGCAGAGGGCUUGGCACCCAGCAGAUGCUUCACAAAUGCUACUUUCUAAUAAGUAAGGUCACAUCCAAGGAUUCCAAAUUCCCUUCCUGCAGAACACAACCCAGCCAGAGGUGUAACAUCAUGGGAGUGACCGGCUUCAGGGUCUAUUGGCCUGAUUUCAAAACCGAAGCUGGACAUUUUAGCCACUGAGGGCACUGGGCAGGUGAGCCCGUCUCUCUGAUCUGCAAACUCUUCCAUUGUUUAGUGGGGAAAAUAUCACUGUCCUUGACAGCUCAGGGGGAAAUGAGAAAUGGAAGGUGCUUUGCACACAGUAGACACUCAGUAAGGCUAAUUCCUUUCCUUGCCUUCCUGAGUAGAAAUCUGUUUUCUGGGUUAAAAAGAUGACAUGUUUUCCAAAUAUCUUCCAAAAAUCAAAAAAUAAAAAACGGAACAAGGAAAAGUAUGGUUUCCAACUUCCCACUGAGGUUUGUCAGUCACCAGGUUUCAUUUACUCAUUCAAGGAACAAGCAUUGAUUGAGCACCACUAAGCGCAAGGCUCCACACGAGGCCCUGGGGUUCUAGGAGAGAACAGACUAGACCAUCGUGCUGCCCUGGUGGGUGGGCGUCCGUAUGAGUCUGGUCAGUUGCUCCAUGAGUACUCAUUCAGUGCCUCUUCUGAGCUGACUUUCCAAGGGCCCUGGCUUUACCUGGAAGGCUCAUCUAUUGCUGCCUGUGUGUUUCCUGCAUAUCUGGACCCCACCCACUUCUCUGCCAGUUCCAGAGAACAUACCUAUCCUGGGUCCCAGACCUUUCGACACCAUGGUCAUCCUGCCCGCAUGUGCUGCUUCUGUUAUCCCCUCAGUCCUUUCCAGGGUCCCUGGCAAGGCCAGCGAAGCACUCCUGGGGUGAACCCAUUGCACCCUGUGGGCCAGGUGUGGGCCCCAGAGAGCCUUGCCUCUUAGUUUACCUUUAGGCUUUGAAUGAAAUGGGAAAAUGGAUGGAAAGCCCUUUGUAAACUCUUAAGAUUUACAUGUUUACACAGGAUCGGUGUUUUCUGACUUUUCCCUAGAGAGAUGACAGAGACCAUCCGAUGUAGGAGAAAGAGGUUAGGGUUUAAGAGCGGAACAGCUAGGCUGCAACCUGGGUUCUGCAACUUAUUAGCUCCGAGACCAGAGAAAGUGACAUCCCCUCCUCAGUUUACUUGCUGGGUGAAUGGAGGUAAUAAAAUACUCAUCUCGGCACCUACUGUGCUCAGUAAAGGAAAAACUGGAUAGGAAGGCAUUUUGCAGAGGUAUGUGUUGUAUACUGUACUCAUGUCAUUAAUUUAAUGCACAUUUAUUAUACACCUACUGUGUGCCAUUAUGAACAAGGUGAUCUGUCAUAUGACAAUUUGGAAGAAAGUCCACAGGCUAAGGGAGAGAAGAAAUGCUUGUCAGAUGGUUGCACUGCACAUUCAUAGAUUAUGAUUAGCAACAGCCAGCAAGUUGGCAUGGCAACGUUUCCCCAUGAACUGCUAGGCACUGUUCUUAAAAUAGGUAUGUCGGAGGUGUGGCGGCAGCGGGGACACGCUGAGGCAGGAUGGCUUGAUUGCUCUGCAGACCAAAGUGGGCUGUUUGCUGAGAGUGGCCCUGCCAUUGCUUCCCAGGCAAGCCAGCAGGGCAGUGAUUCAGGUGACAGAUCCGGAAACAUCCAUUGUUGGAGCUGGAGACGGUCUUAGACUUCCUGUAGUGUGAGCCACCUUCUUCUCCCCAUUUUACAGGCGAGGAAGCUGAUUCCCAGAGAGGUUAACAGACAUCUGUGGUCCAGUGACAAAGCCACUUGGUUGCAGAUGGGAUUGAACCUGGUUUGGAUGUCAUCACGGAGUGUUCUCCAACUGUGCCAUGGGGCCGGCUCUUCUGAAUCAGAAUUUUAGGUCUUGAUCUGACGCAAUUAAUUUUCUAGUGGGCUACAAUCUAUGUGGCAUCACCUAGCAAUAGGUAUGUGUUUAAGGAAUUGUUUCAUUUUGUGUGGAAUUCUUGCCUGCUUUUCACCCUGGGGAAGCCCUGAAUCCCAGGAUAUCUUGGAAACUCACCUACUUUUUGACUAGACACAUGAUUAAGCUUUAAAUCUACUCUUCCAUAGCCUUCCUUAGCUAGUUUCCCAGUGUGAAGUGAAGCAUCAAAGCUGAUCAAAGGUUUAUGAAUUGCUUUGCAAUGAGGUUAUUAUAUGACUUUAGUUACCCAUCAUUGCAGAAAACAGGCAACCCAAGUCCUUUCACAGAUGAGUUCCUUUCUAUUUGUUUUACUCAGCAAUUUAUUGAGUAAACUUUUAUAAACUUGAGAGGAGCUUUUCACCUUCAGAUUGUGAGCUUCUUUUAAGAAAUUCACAGCUUCCCUCUGACUGCAGGGUUAAAUUCCAGGUCUGAAAUGUGAAACCUUUUGAGAACUCAGUCAACUUCUGAGAAUAGGGUGCUAGACAUUUCUGAUAUUUUAGACGCAACCUUUUUUCUCUGUUGAGGUAGUGCCAUGCGGUGGAAAGGGCUCUGAGUUGGGAUUCCAGCAAGGGUAGGAGGGGCUGCAGUCCUGCCACUUACCCCUUCCAGGUCAUUUGAAGGAUAUAAAGACUGCAUUCUGCAGUGAUGAUUCUUCACCCUGGUUGCAUGUUGGACUCACCUGCAGAGCUUUUUAAAAAACCGAUGCUCAGGCCUCUCUCCAGGCCACUUAAAUCAAGUUGUCUUGAGUGGGGCCCUGGGCAGAGAUCAUUUUGAAAAGCUUCCCAGUGAUUCUAAUGGGCAACUGGGGAAGAACCAUGGGAAUACACUCACAUAGUCUCUUUCAAUUCUCCCAUUCCCUGUGCUAAUUAAAUUCUAAAAUGCUACUGUGGGUUUCUUCUAUGUUAGACUCCUAUUUAUUUUUGCUCCUAGCUAGGAAAGAAAUGUGUCCUCAGAGUCGAAAGGAUGAAACGUCGUAUCUUUGGAGUAUUUUUGGCCAUGAGUUGGCUUUGCAACUCUACCCUCAGAGGGCCUUUUAAACAGCUGAUGGUUCUUAUGGAAAUGAAAUGCAUGAUGUAAUACUGCAUGGAGCUCCACGUGGCAGAUCCUGGAGCUGAGCUUUUGGUGACAGUUCCAUGAAAGUUCAGAUCAUAUAACUGGAUGGGACAAUAGACACACUCAAUGAAUCUCUUGGGUGGUACAGUUGUUUGCAUCCUAAACUCCAGAAUAUCCAAAAAGAGAUAUUCUGUGAUCGAUACAUUUACCAGUUGGGUAAGCAGACACAAGUAGAUUUGUCUUUGGCAUGUGCACCAAUGGCCAACUGCAUUUCUACCUGGCUUUGAAAUAAAUUAUUUGAAGUUCUCUGGUGCCUUAAGGUGGUAUAGAAGGAAAAGACCCCUGGAGUUUGUUAAUAUAUUUAGUCUUCUUCUCUGUGUUACUGGAUUUUCUAAAAGCAGAUCAUUUGUACCUUGGACCUAAAACCGCUUUCAAGAACUCAGUAGACUUGGGAUUGAAGGACUGGGUUUUCCCUUUCCCACGCGAACUUCCCUAAAUCCUACUCUGGCUUCAGAAAGCUCAGCUCCUACACAAGUCUGACUUCGGCAUCCUUAGUGUAAACGUCUUGUAUUGAGUCAUGGAAAGACUAAUGGAAGAAUUGAUAGCUCAAAAAUGAGUUUUCUGCCAACAACAUUUUUUUUCUGUCUCUGAAAACACCAGCAGGCUGUGUCCAAGAAUGGGCUGAUGUUCCCUUACAAGGGAAGAGAGAGACAAAUGAAUGGGAUUGUUAAAAAUGGCUGAAAACUUGAUAUGAACUUUGAGUCCAUAUUAUCUUUUUAAAGUGAUACAAUACAAUAUUUGUAAAUGGGACAUUGAAAGUGAUGGGGUAAAGGAAUGCCUACGCAGUGAUGUUCUAACCAUUAACUCUUUAGUGGACAGGGACAAGGUCUGCACCUCACAGAAGUAGGAGAGUGAGUUAUGGGCCCAGACACAUGGCGGCUCUGCCACCAACGAACUGUGCAAGCUUGGACAAGGUACCUACCUCUCUCAGCCUCAAAGUCCUCCAUGGAAAUAGUGGGAAGGGGUGAGGAGUAAACAAAUAGCAAGUUUCUUAAAACACUCAGCAUGUCAGUGGAUGCUGGGAGCCUUCCCUCACCCCUUUGAAAAUGGGCUCUGCACAGACACAUUUUGGUGGGAGGCUGGGGCCAAUCCCACCCACCUGAGUUGGGGGAAUAAGAUGAUCCCUUCCGCAGUUCAGGUUUGCACAACCAGCUUUUGCAGGGAAGGCAGGAAGAGGCGUGGGUGUUGUUGGUAGAGCGAUAAGCAAGGCUUGCAAUUUCACUUUGGUAGAACCACUGUGGUCUCCUUAGUUCUUCCAGGUUGAAUCCUGGGCAGAGAUCACAUGAAAGCUGAGAAGCACAGAUAUCAGUUUAGAAAUUGCGUAUUUUCCCGCUGAAUCCCAAAUGCACAAUAACUCUACACCUUGCGGUUGCAUGAAUCUACGAGGCUUCCUAUGCACCCUCAGUAAUAAACCCAAGACUCAGAAUGUUGUCAGGCCAAGUCCUGCCCCUCCCUGGAGUGAGCCACCCUGCUUCACAUGGGAGUGGUCCAGUAAUACAACCUGAGCCUCCCCUCCGGAAGCUCUUUAGCAGGACCCUUCUCGGGUUCCGGGGCAGCGGUCUGUCCCCCGAGGCCUGCCUGCCAUGAAGCCAUCAGCCCGUGGAGAUGUUCGUUGGAUUCCCGACGGGUAGUGGGUCGGGCUCAACCCUCCCUUUGGGUUUUCAGGAUUUGUAAUGAUCGCUCCAUUUGUGUAAAAUAGGCCGGCAUUUUCUCUUGUUACUGAGAUGUAUUUUUCUAUGUUAGUUAAAUGUAUAAUUUGUGUAAUUUUGUACAUUAAAAUGUAUGCUUUUUCACAAUUAAAGGGUCUUUUUUCCCUUUU